Electrophorus electricus (electric eel) is the source of this 325-nucleotide messenger RNA. RefSeq names its product ribosomal protein S29 (gene rps29). Gene Ontology annotation, cellular component: ribosome; cytosolic small ribosomal subunit. Gene Ontology annotation, molecular function: structural constituent of ribosome; zinc ion binding. NCBI's taxonomy places the organism in Eukaryota, Metazoa, Chordata, Actinopteri, Gymnotiformes, Gymnotidae. Gene Ontology annotation, biological process: cytoplasmic translation. The record is from RefSeq and is a predicted model, not a curated record.
UGCGUGCCUUAUUUCCUUCCUUUUCGACAUCCCGAGCGAAAGAGACAACAUGGGUCACCAGCAGCUCUAUUGGAGCCAUCCAAGAAAAUUCGGUCAGGGAUCUCGGUCCUGCCGUGUAUGCUCAAACAGACAUGGUCUGAUCCGCAAAUACGGGCUGAACAUGUGUCGUCAGUGCUUCAGGCAGUAUGCAAAAGACAUCGGCUUUGUUAAGCUUGAUUAAAGACAUGGAUUACUGAAUUUCAGACCUGUGAAAAUGUCAUCCUCCUGGCAAUCACAAUGAAGUCACCUAGAAAAUUCCAAUAAAUUUUUUUUUCUUCUGUUUGAA